AUGGAUCUGCCUUACAGAUGUGAAUACUCCAAGAGCGGUCGUGCAUCAUGUAAACUAUGCAAAUCACCAAUUAGUCAAGGAGUUUUACGAUUAGCUGUUCUGGUUCAAUCCAGUCGUUUCGAUGGAAAAAUGACCUUAUGGUAUCACUUUCCUUGUUUCUUCAAAAAAAUACAUGUCAAGACCACCGACGAUAUAGAGAAUUUCGAGUCUUUACGCAUCGAGGACCAGGACAAAAUAAAGGCUCAAGUAGGAGGAACAUCGAUCAUAGUACCAGAGAAGAAGGGCAAGAAAAGACCUGCAGAUAAAAUUGAACAGCAAUCAAAGAAACUGGCUUUAAAGGAUUACAGUAUUGAAAAUGCAAAGAGUGGAAGGGCAAUUUGUAAAGGUUGUGAGCAAAAAAUUUUGAAAGAUGAGAUACGUGUCUCUAAAAAAGAAUAUGAAUCUGACAUUGCCAGAAGAAUUGGUGGGGCAGAUCAAUGGCACCAUUUGACAUGUUUUGCCCAACUCAGAUCAGAACUUGGCUAUUUUGAAGAUGCCAAUAAGAUUCCUGGCUUUAAAAAAUUGAGUAAACCUGAUCAGGAGGCGGCCCGGAAAGCUAUUCCUCCUAUUAAGCAAGAAGAUGUACCCGACGUAAAAAAAGCUAAAAAAGAAGAACCGGAUCCACUUGAAAAAGAGUAUAGGGAACAUAAUAAAAUUAUGUUUGAUUAUCGAGAUAAAGUGAAAGAUCUGAAAAAAUCAGAACUGAUUGAGUUAUUGGAGUAUAAUAGUCAAAAAAUUCCAGAAGGUGUUGAAAGGAUAUUGGAUGCCCUUUGUGAUAAUAUGACAUACGGAGCUUUAAAAAAAUGUACAGAAUGUAAAGGUGGUCAAUUCACUUUUACUAAAACUGGAUAUAUAUGUACAGGAAAUGUGAAUGAAUGGGUUAAAUGUCAGUUUACUACUAAGGAUCCAGAAAGGACAAAAUUCAUGAUUCCAAAACAUUAUAAGGAUCAGUAUCCUUUCCUCAAGAAAUACAAAUAUACUCCUAGAAAACGAAUAAUAAAGGAUGUGAAUCCAUCAGUCACUAUUAAGAAAGAUGUAAAAGAUGAACAAGAGCCUAAAAUAAAACGCGCUGCUCCAGCUUUGUAUGAUAUGGAAUUUGUGAUUUUGGGCCAACCAGCUAGGGGAAAAGAUGUCUUGAAGAAAGAAAUACAAGCUUUAGGAGGUAAAGUUGUGACAAAAAUAGGACCCACAGUUAUGGCAGUGAUUGCUAAUAAAGAAAUGGUUGAGAAAAUGGGUGCUAGAAUUCAAGAGGCUGAAUCUGAACAAAUUCAAGUUGUCGCUGAGGACUUUGUAGAUGAAGCUAAAGACAAUUCUGGAAAAAUUCCCGAUUUGAUAAUAAAGAAGAGUAUUUGUAGCUGGGGGUCUGAUCCUACAACUCGUCUGCCGCCUGAGCCAUCUUCGGUUGCAAAAUCUGGUCAAAAAUCGCGCAGUAUGUAUACUAAAUCCGUUCCAAGCAAAAUUAAGUUGAAACUGAAAGGGGGAUCAGCUGUGGAUCCUGACAGCGGAAUUGAAAAUAUAGCUCACGUAUACGAGGAUCCAAAUAAAGAUAAAUAUUCAGUUGUUUUGGGUAUAACGGAUGUUCAGAGCGACAAGAAUAGUUACUAUAAACUUCAAUUGUUGCAGUCGGAUAGUGGCAGCAGAUAUUGGGUCUUUAGGAGUUGGGGAAGGAUAGGAACUACUAUUGGAGGAAACAUAUGUGACGAACAGUCGUCCCUUUAUCAAGCAAAGAAAAUAUUUGAAGAUGUGUAUCUGGAUAAAUCUGGAAAUGAAUGGAUCAACCAUCGUCAUUUUGUUAAAGUACCAGGAAAAAUGUGUCCAAUCGAUAUUGAUUACGGUGGUGAUGAUGCGCAGAAUUUAAAUAUAGUUGAAUGCAAUUCUAAUUUAGCUUUGCCUGUGCAGAAUCUGAUGAAACUAAUUUUUGAUGUCAAGCAAAUGAACAAACUAAUGUUGGAAUUUGAGCUGGAUACAGAAAAAAUGCCCCUGGGCAAAUUGAGUAAGAAGCAAAUACAAAGCGCGUAUAGUGUACUUUCUGAACUUCAGAAUAUGGUAGAGAAAGAGGUGUCGGAACACAAAUUGAUUGAAGCCACAAAUCGAUUUUACACAUUGAUCCCGCACAGCUUUGGAGUGGACAAAGUACCUAUCUUAAGAGACAAGGAGAUUAUCAAGCAAAAACUUGAUGUGCUGGAUAACUUAAUGGAAAUGGAGAUUGCGUACAGCCUUAUGAAGUCGUCUGGAGGCGAACACACGGUCGAUUCAUAUUACAAACAGCUCAAAACGGAAAUCGAUAUACUUCAUAGAGAAUCUGAAGAGUUCCAUAUUAUUCAUGAAUAUGUGAAGAACACUCACGCUGCUACCCACGGUUCUUACGAACUAGAUGUUGAAGACGUAUUUAUAGUAAGAAGAGAAGGCGAAGGUAAAAGAUACAAACCCUUCAAAAAACUACAUAAUCGUAAAUUGUUAUGGCACGGCUCCAGAACAACUAAUUUUGCUGGUAUUUUGUCACAGGGGCUCAGAAUUGCACCAAAAGAGGCGCCAGUAACAGGUUAUAUGUUCGGCAAAGGUGUCUAUUUUGCCGAUAUGGUCUCCAAGUCGGCCAAUUAUUGUUGUACUAAUCCCACUAAUUCUACUGGUUUGCUUUUGCUUUGUGAAGUUGCUUUGGGAAAUAUGUAUGAAAGAGAACGAGCGGAUUACAUCGAGAAAUUACCAAAAGGUAAACACAGCUGUAAAGGUAUUGGUCGAACUCAUCCGGAUCCUACAAUAGUAAAAAAAAUCGAGGACGUAGACGUGCCUUUAGGAAAAGGCGUUCCAAAUACCGCCGUUAAAAAUACAUCGCUCUUAUAUAACGAGUAUAUCGUUUAUGAUGUCGCUCAGGUACAUAUAAAGUACCUCUUGAAGGUAAACUUCAAAUACAAAUAUUAAAUAUUUGGUAGGCAUUCUUUUUCACAUUAUUUUUAAGUUUUUUACUCCAGUAUAUUUAAUUGCUUAUUUAUAGUACAAUUUAUGUUGUUUUUUAGUAUUUAAGUUGCACUUGAUAAUCACAAAUUAAAUUUUUGAUAUUUUUUACUUCAAUAUUUAAUGGAAUUUCAAUAUUAUUUCAUAUUACUUUUGUUAUUUUUUUAUAUUAAGUCUAUAGGCUUUCUUUACUCUUUCAUAUAUACAAGCAUAAUGGAAAACGUUUUCUAGAUUAAAAGAAUCUAAUAAGAUUUACGUAUCUUUAACAUAUUAGUCCAAGAAAGUAGGCCUUCAAAUACGAAGUUUUGGUAAAAACUUGAAUUUUUGAUAUAAAUUACUUUGAAAGAUCUAAAAACGAAUUGUGAAAGUUUUUUUAAAUAAAAAUAAAUAAAAUUAUUCGAAUUAAAGUUAAAUUAAAGUUGCAGAGCGUUCAAUUUUACAUAAAAAUGGUCUCCUUAUACUUUUUUUGCUGAAAUCAAAAUUAACUGAUAUUUGGAAAAAAUCAUUUUAUUUAUUUAUUUCACCCCUUCUCACGGGUGAAUUUAAUUUUUUGUUCACAAUUCGUUUUUAGAUCUUUAAAAUAACUUAUAUCAAAAAUUCAAGUUUUUACAAAAACUUCGUAUUUAAAGGCCUAUUCUUGGACUAAUAUAUUUUGCCGUAACAAUAUUCUAUUCCACACAAAAGUGUGUUAUGCUUAAAUAUAUAAAAAAUUGUAGUUUUUAAGAGGUUUAACAAUUCAAUCUCAUAAAAUAUUCUCCCUAGAAGAUUUAUAUCUUUUAUAUGUCCAGCUUUAGGAUAUAUUUUGAUUAGUAUUAGUAUUACAAAAAAGUGUUUGCUUUUAAUUUGUUACCAUUAAAUAUAUAGGUAUUUCCAUGUAUUACAAAUAAUGUUACUAGUGUUGGUUCAUUUUGUUUUUCAAUAAAAGUCGUUAAACUGGUAAAUCGUUUAUUUCAACAUCUUCAAAUUAAACAAGAGCCUGUAAAAAUGUAAAUAAAAAAUCUAGUAGGGUACGGCCACGUUUGAGAGCGAUAAACCGCUCAAUAAGACCUAACGCCAAAAAAAAUCAAACUUAUUUUCAGUGUAGUAACCAUAAAGGCGGACUCUCACGACUCGUCUACUUGGCAAGUACGCCAAUAUUUGCGUACUUGGCAAGUAUCCCCACCACGAUCCCCACUUUGUAAACAACAAACAAAGAAAAACAAGUCGAUGCGUUUGUGUUGAGAGACAUGUUGCAAACUGAAACUUGAAACGCUCCAUGAUCGAUGACACGACGCUUAUCGCCCGCUGCAUUGUGACCGAUUUAUCGCUCUCAAGCCUAACCGUACUCUAACAGCGCUUUCAGAUGGCGCGGACCGUACGCGCGGAUGUUUUUUCAAUAUAGCUCAUCCGGACGGAGCAUACGCGACCCAUUUGAAAUCGUUCAUAUAAAUUCGUGGUACUUGCUCGAAGUCGCGGACGCAUAUGUAUGCUUCGCGACUCUGAACCAGUAUGCUCCGUCCGGAUGAGCUAAACUAGCGUGCAUAAAAAUCGUCCCACUGUAAACUUUUGACUUUAACGGUGUCUUUUAGAAUCUAUUUAUCAGACCAAGAAAAAAAUAUGAGCUGUUUCAAAGACUAUUUAACAUGCUUUAAUAUGAGUAUAAAUUUAUCCAAAGUACUUAUCGUUUAUAUGCGUAGCAACGGGUAAACAAAUGAAAGGCAUUUGUGUUGUGGUGACAAUAAGAAUAAAAAACAUAUCAAAUAUUGCAAUUACUACUUUACUGUUACUUUGUAAUCGAAAUUUGCACAUUGUUCUUUCAUUGUUUGAUUUGUUGUGUUUCAUUGUUUGAUUAGUGUUUCAAUUUAAUGGAAUCAACACGGAAAAAAACUGCCAAAGUAAUCGCUUUAAUUGAAAAUGGACUUAAACAGAGAACUGUAGCUCGGCAACUGCAUAUGACACGCGGAGCGGUUCGAAGAGUGUGAACGAUAUGAGGAGACUCGAUCCUUUCGUAGGCGACCUGGAACUAGUGGAAAGAGAUAUACAACGGAUCGUGAUGACCGCUUUAUUGUGUCAACAAUAUUAAGAAAUCGGCAUCUUAAUGCUAUUCAGGUGCAACAACAGCUCCGUGAAACACGGGGAGUGACUGUUAGUCAGAGGACAGUAAUACGAAUAUUGAAGGAAAGUAAUAUGACCCCCAAAACACCCGCAACUGGUCCAAAAUUUACCCCAGCUCAUCGUCAAACACGCCUGCCUUUUGCACGGAACCUUUGAAUUGGCUACUAGAAUAAUGAGAAUGUGUUUUAUUCUCAGAUGAGACCAGGAUAUGCCUCUAUGGUAGCGACC
This is a messenger RNA of Sitophilus oryzae (rice weevil), 5313 nucleotides long. RefSeq names its product poly [ADP-ribose] polymerase (gene Parp1). NCBI's taxonomy places the organism in Eukaryota, Metazoa, Arthropoda, Insecta, Coleoptera, Curculionidae. Bases 1 to 2958 code for a protein of 985 amino acids. The record is from RefSeq and is a predicted model, not a curated record. The transcript is spliced from 15 exons. Gene Ontology annotation, cellular component: nucleus. Gene Ontology annotation, molecular function: NAD+ poly-ADP-ribosyltransferase activity; NAD binding; DNA binding.